Molecule: messenger RNA, 2110 nt
Organism: Diachasmimorpha longicaudata
Lineage: Eukaryota; Metazoa; Arthropoda; Insecta; Hymenoptera; Braconidae
Gene: DCTN4-p62
Product: dynactin subunit 4
Exons: 6
Coding region: 168-1661 (497 amino acids)
Cellular component (GO): dynactin complex
Source: RefSeq, a predicted model, not a curated record
UCCUUGGUUCGACGACUCAAUCAAAGAGGUCGAGGAUAGAUUAAUCUUCUUCCAUCUUUGUAGUUGACAAACCCUAAUGCGAAUGAACUGUCCGUCAGUGAGAGCUGUCAGAUUCUUCAACAUAAAAUCACCCAAUACCUAGUCAAAGUGCAUUGCUUUUAUCAACAAUGGCCUAUCUAUUUCAACCGGAUUAUGUGAAAUACACCUGCAGCUGUGGCUCUCUCAAGCCUAUCUCGAGGAUUUACUUCUGUCGACAUUGUCUGAAAAUACGGUGCGGAUACUGUGUCUCUCAUGAGGUGGAGUCUCAUUACUGUCCAAAUUGCAUGGAGAUUCUACCGGCCUCUGAAGUUCGACUGAAGAAAAAUAAAUGCUCAAAUUGUUUCGACUGUCCCUGCUGUUUCCAAACUCUGACAAUCCGUGCAGGUCAUGCCCCUCUUCGUCCCACGUCCUCUAAUCCUACAGAGGAAUUGAAAUCGACUCCCCGGAAGGUGUACUACCUAUGCUGUUCCUUGUGUCGUUGGAGUUCUCGAGAUGCGGGUAUUCCAGAUCAGUUUGUGGCAACUGGAGGUUGGCCGGAGCAGGAGAAUCCUCAUGCUACAAGAAUAACAGCUCUCAUCGACUUCCACAAGAUUCUGGCCUCCAGGGAGCGUCAGCAGCAUGAGAAGAAGAAGUUGGAUCCGAAAAGGGUUUGUCUGCAAUUUGAAAAAUUCGGGCUCACUUCGGCCAGGGCUCGGAAACUAGUAGGUUUACCAGCAGUUUCGGAGCCAAAAUGGCAGCAAGCGGACUAUCCCCAGCCCUCAAUAGCCUCCGACGAGAUUGACGAACUCCCGGACUCAAUUUUUACCGAGGAAAUCGAUAUAACGAAGAUCACGACACUGGAGCAGCGAUUGCAACAGCCUGAAGUCCAGACAGAGAAAAUCAAUGAGCUAAGGCCCCAGCAUAAAAAAUUUCCGGUAAAGAGGUCCCAGAGGUGCAGAACAUGCGAGCAUAAUGUCAGCAAGCCCGAGUUCUCUCCACAGUCCAUCAAAUUCAAAAUUCAACUCUCUGCAUUUUAUCAUGUGCCUGAGGUCAGAAUUGUCACAUUUGAGCCAUUGGAAGUGGGAAAAACGAGCCAGUUGCUACUAAAAUUCUGCAAUCCUACCCAGCAUCAGACGCAGAUUGUUUUAUUGGAUUGGGAUGCUGCUACUUAUGCUACUACGGCCGGAGCCAAUGGACAACAGGAGGAGUUAAGAAGGGAGAAUUUGCAAUUGGGUGGAGAAUCACCGAAUUUGCUGCCUUCGGCAGUGAGACAAGUUUCAGUUAUAGAGGACCCGAAACCCGUACAUAUUAUUCCCGGGGCUUCAAUUGAACUGCCUUCAAGUACUUUGAUACUCCCUCCAAGAGAUGAUACUGCAGAGUACGAUGAUACUGGAGAUACCCACAGUUUUCAGGAUGAUCCAAAACUUGUAGUUUGGAGAAAAGGAAAUAAAGCAGUUUUAAAACUAAAAGUGAUGCCUUAUGCACCCCUCGAGGGUCACGAGGACGAGCCUGUGGUGAUUGGUAUGGUGAUGCAGUACGAAUACGUGAAUACAAUAGUAUCACUGGAAAACAAAACUCCCCAAAAAGUAGAUCUGAAGGUUCAGCUAUUCUUGACCCUUGACAAAAUCUCUGGCUCCACAUAAUUGUUCAAUGAUCAACGAUAAACAAAAGGCUUUGGAUUUUCUAACUACGAAUCUAAGAGUUGUUCGCAGAGUUGUCAAACAAUUUGUACGUCUAUCGAAAUGGUCGUUCGUUAAAAAGAAUGAAAAAUUGUUUUUUUUGCAUUCUGAACAUGCAGAACAUAGAAACAAAAGGAUUCGAUUUAUUUAUUGCAAAAGUAAAUUUUGCUUUUCAAACGGACUAAUUCUGUAUACUAAAAGAUCCGUAAGUUACAGUACUAUCGUAAAAGAGCCAAUUACGGAACUGUUGUCUACGUGAAUUUUGAGAAUUGUUCCUUGUGAAAUUGUACCAAGAAAUAGUUGAACUAAAAUCAUAAUUCACUUCGCUUAUGCACUUGUAAAAUUAACAUUUUUUUAUAAUCACGAGAAAAACGUUGAGAGGAAAAAUAAAAAUAUAAUUUAUCGAUUAAAAA